GGGAGGGGUUUACAACUACAUCCGGGUAAUAGUGUUGACCUUGGUUGGUUGAUGUCAUGGCGGCCAUCAUCAGGUUGAGCUCUGUCUGUCGCAGAGGAAUAAAACCUCUGAUCUAUCAAAGCUCAGUGUUGGCUCGACCUCUGGCUGUUCCUUCUCGACACCAGGAGCAGCCGUAUCUGCUGACGGCCAGGAUUCACUCAUCACAGGCACUUAAUGCUGCAGCUGGGUCCAAAGCUGCUUCUCUGCACUGGACAGCAGAGCGAGUCCUCAGCAUCUUGCUGCUGGCCAUGGCCCCUGUCGCCUACUUUGACCCAUGCCCUGCCGUGGACUACUCCCUGGCAGCAGCCCUCACCCUGCACGGACACUGGGGUAUCGGGCAGGUGCUGACAGACUAUGUUCACGGGGAAACGAAGAUCAAGAUGGCCAAUGCAGGUCUCUUUCUUCUGUCCACGGUCACGUUCGCCGGCCUCUGCUACUUCAACUACAACGAUGUAGGCAUCUGCAAAGCCGUAGCUCUGCUUUGGAGCAAGUGAACUUUGGACAGCAAGAGUCGAUCUUUUCGCAGGGCGGAUCAUACAGUCGGAGCUGUUCUCUGUAAAUUUUCUAUAAAUAUAUCAGUUGCCAAUAUCUGAUUGAUUCAUGAGCAGAACUGUAAUCACGUCGGUUUAUGUUCAAACUCAACUGUUCAACAGAUACCAUAUGGACCUCAACCUGUCUCUCUUCACCCCACAUGUGCUACAAGUCUCUCAGCGUUUCUUCUUGAAUGAUGUUUUUCAGGACAGGGCUUUUCUUUCAAGGCUGUGUUUCUCUGUCUUGUCUGUUCCUCCACUCCAGAGUAAGUCUUAUCUUGACAUUCAGGGCGUCCUGCUUGGAUCAUGAACCAUAAAGAGUUCAGGGCAGCAUCAAAGUGCCAAGCGGUUUUGUUUUAUGUCCUGGUUUCAAACCUCCGACUUCAGUUUGUUCAAGGUUUUCAAAAUUCCAACCCCAGACCGGACCAUGUUUCUGUGAGAAGCGUUUGAAGCCUGCUUGUGGCAUUUUCAUGCCAUAUGUUGGCUCAAAGGAUCCAUCAUGGAAGCUUCUACUUUCAGACUGAAGCUUCAGCUGGAGAAAACUAGGGUGUCUGUGAUUCCGAAGGUUCUAGAAGAUGCCAGGGGGAAGAUGCCGUCCUCAGCCUGCUAAUCCAAAUAGUGCGUCCCACUCAGUCCUUCUGCUCUUCCUGUUUGAACGGCUUCUUUUAUCGUGAAUGGUGUAAACAAGCGAGAUAAACAUGCAUGUGUUAAUAAAGUUGGACAGUAAACUAUU
Messenger RNA from Synchiropus splendidus (mandarinfish), 1302 nucleotides. It is a transcript of the gene sdhdb, whose product is annotated as succinate dehydrogenase complex, subunit D, integral membrane protein b. Gene Ontology annotation, biological process: mitochondrial electron transport, succinate to ubiquinone; tricarboxylic acid cycle. Gene Ontology annotation, molecular function: heme binding; ubiquinone binding. The transcript has 4 exons. NCBI's taxonomy places the organism in Eukaryota, Metazoa, Chordata, Actinopteri, Syngnathiformes, Callionymidae. Gene Ontology annotation, cellular component: mitochondrial envelope; membrane. The record is from RefSeq and is a predicted model, not a curated record. Bases 57 to 533 code for a protein of 158 amino acids.